CAACCUUCUUCCUGCAUCGUUCGUCACACAUUUCGACUGUUUCUCUGGCCCUAACGAUAACAUGUCGAACGCAGAGGAACUUUUGAGGGAUUUUGAGGAGGACUUGGAGGAUGUGGAGGGGCUUCAGGAGACGGAAGAACAAGAGAAAGAACAUGAGGAGAUGGAAAUAGAGGAGCCUACAGGCCCAAAAGUUUCUAACGAGUUUGAAAUUUCGGUCUCUACAGCCGAUGAACUGACACACCUACACAAAGCUCUGCGUGACCACUAUUCAAUCAGAUUCCCAGAGUUGGAAACACUCGUCACCAAUCCGAUCGACUACGCGAAGACCGUUGCGAUUCUCAAAAAUGGGCCCCUCGAUAACAUCAAAGCUCUAUCAUCCUCUGCCGACAAUAUGGUUGGGACACCGUUGAAAUCUGUCCUGGAUGGACCGUCACUUAUUGUUGUGGCCCUGGAAGGGACAACAACCAGAGGACGCGAGAUGACCGAAUCAGAGCUGAAGAAUGUGCUUGAUACUUGCGAGAGAAUCCUUAAGCUUGACCGCGAGCGCACGGAGCUUACCCAGAGCAUCCAAUCUCGCAUGAACCAGAUUGCUCCUAACCUAACGGCUUUAAUCGGACCAGAAACGGCUGCGCAAUUUCUCAACCAGACCGGGGGACUGCGCGAGCUUGCAAAGAUCCCUGCUUGCAACCUGGCUGCCCAAGGCUCGAAGAGACGAGAAGGAUUAGGGUUUGCUACAAAUAUAGGCAUUAGAUCACAAGGUUUCCUUUAUAAUUCGCCGAUUAUACAAGGCAUCCCGAAUGAUUUGAAGAAGCAAGCCAUCCGUAUAGUUGCAUCCAAGAUGGUACUUGCCACCCGAGCUGAUGUAUCGGGAUACUGCCCCGACGGCUCAUUGGGGAAGGAAUUGGAACAGCAAUGUUUCCAGCGCUUGGAGAAACUGACUGAGCCGCCACCAAACACAGGAGUUCGUGCAUUACCUGCUCCAGACGACAAACCAUCCCGAAAGAGAGGCGGCCGACGGGCUAGGAAGGCUAAGGAAGCCAUUGCCAUGACCGAACUGCGGAAAGCCCAGAAUAGAGUGGCAUUUGGCAAGGAAGAACAAGAAGUUGGCUUCGGAACAGGCGAAGGCACCGUUGGACUGGGCACGCUGGGUCAGCAGACGGAUGGGCGAAUCCGAGCGACGCAGAUCGACCAGCGAACUAGGGCUAAACUCAGCAAGUCAAACAAGGGAUGGGGUACGGCUACCCCUGUCAGCGGCAUUGCGUCUUCUCUCCGAACAUUUGGCCAAGGAGGAGGCGCCGGGACGGCGAGCGUCCUACAAGCAAAAGGCCUUCGGACGUCGGGUGUGGGGCCUUCUUUGGCAGGCACAGCAGGGACGGCCAGUACUAUUGCAUUCACUCCAGUUCAAGGCCUGGAACUGGUCGAUCCUAAGGUGCAGGCGGAGAUGAACCGGAAGCGCAAGGCCGAAGAGGACAGAUGGUUCAGGUCAGGUACCUUUACUCAAGUUGGGAAUCAGAAUCAGGGUAGCGGCGCCGCUUCUGCGCAGGGUCAAAAUGGGGGAUUCAAGGUGCCAGCUUUACCACCGAAGAAGAAAGUCGACACCGGUGAGGGCAAGAUGGCACCGCCCUCAGUCCCAUUGAAGCGUUAAAUCAAGAAUCUGGGUCUCGAUUACUUCGUGUUCCUUAAUCUUCGAGCAUUCACAAGGAGUUUUAUUUAUUCUUUUUAAAGGAUCCUUCUCGCUUUGUUCUGUCUUUUUUCAUCCGGUUCAGGAAUCGGGGGAACUUGCAUGAUACCAUUUUAUACGCGAUGUAUGAUAGAUAUGAAAGAAGAUUAGCUGAUCUCACAGACAACUUUUACUAAAAAAGGAUUAAUAAUGGUUUUCCUCCAUUCAUAGAA
Messenger RNA from Monascus purpureus, 1893 nucleotides. The record is from the annotation of a GenBank genome assembly. NCBI's taxonomy places the organism in Eukaryota, Fungi, Ascomycota, Eurotiomycetes, Eurotiales, Aspergillaceae.